Rhododendron vialii is the source of this 1453-nucleotide messenger RNA. RefSeq names its product ABC transporter I family member 20. The record is from RefSeq and is a predicted model, not a curated record. Bases 158 to 1144 code for a protein of 328 amino acids. Gene Ontology annotation, molecular function: ATP hydrolysis activity; ATP binding. NCBI's taxonomy places the organism in Eukaryota, Viridiplantae, Streptophyta, Magnoliopsida, Ericales, Ericaceae. The transcript has 7 exons.
UAUAUUCCUCUACGACGAUUGAGUACUGUAGUGACCAAAACCGCGCCACGCCUCACUCCGACAAACUCGUCCCCAUUUUUAAGGAACCCCAAGCCCCUACACUUCAUCGAAACUCUCUCUCUCUCUCUCUCUCUCUCUCUACGUGUAGUAAUAAGUAAUGGCAGUGAAGAAUUCCAAUCCAACGGUCGUGAUCACCAACCUCAGCUUCACGUACCCCGGAAUCGAUGGCCAUCCCCCGCCGGGCUCCACCCCUCUCAUCGACGAGUUCUCUCUCACUCUCCACUCCGGCGACCGAUGCCUCCUCGUCGGAUCAAAUGGCGCAGGGAAAACGACGAUACUGAAGAUACUGGGAGGGAAGCACAUGGUGGAGCCCAGCAUGGUUCGCGUGCUGGGGCGAUCGGCUUUUCACGACACCGCCUUGACGUCUUCUGGAGAUCUCUGCUAUCUCGGAGGGGAGUGGAGGCGAGAUGUUGCUUUUGCUGGGUUUGAGGUUCCAAUACAAAUGGAUGUUUCUGCUGAUAAGAUGAUUUUCGGAGUCUCAGGGAUUGAUCCUCAUAGAAGAGCUGAACUGAUCAAGGUGUUAGAUAUCGAUCUAUCAUGGAGAAUGCAUAAAGUAUCUGAUGGUCAGAGAAGACGUGUGCAGAUCUGUAUGGGUCUGUUAAAGCCAUUCAAGGUACUUCUUCUUGAUGAGAUUACAGUUGAUCUGGACGUGCUUGCGAGGGCUGACCUGCUGAAGUUUCUUAGAAAGGAAUGUGAAGAGAGAGGUGCUACAAUUAUAUAUGCCACCCAUAUAUUUGAUGGUCUUGAGAGUUGGCCAUCACAUAUCGUUUAUGUGGCUCAUGGAAAUCUGCAACUAGCAAUGCCGAUGGAUAAAGUUAAGGAGAUCAGCAACAUGUCACUAAUGAGAACCGUGGAGCAAUGGCUGAGAAAAGAGAGAGAUGAGGAGAGGAAGAGAAGGAAAGAUAGAAAGGCAAAGGGUCUUCCAGAAUUUGAGAAGCAAGUUGAUGGAAGUCGCGUGGCUGGGGGUCCAGUCAUUGCUGCUGUACGCGCAACGAACAAUGGUUGGGCUGCAGGAAGGCUGCACUCCACCAUUGCCGGUGAAGAGAAUUUUGUAUUCAGCUCGAACAGAGUUCUGAGACAAUGAUUGAAUUUAUUUCAACCCAAAAUAAUCCUCCCAAGCUUAGAAUGCUUUUGUCGUAGCCAAGUUGGUAAUGUCUUGCGUGAGUUUUUCAGCCCAAAAGAGCAUGACGGCUGCAUUCUUCAAGUAUAGUCUGUGUAGAGGUGCAAAUAGUUAGUGGGUGUGUAAUUCGUUCGAGUUUGUACUGUUUGUGCCUUCUGGCCUGAAUGCUAAAUGUAUUGUUUAUGUUGUGAUGAAAGUGAUUGCUGAUUUUGUUCGAUUGCGAAAAGUUCACAAUCAAAAGAUCGAAUGAGAAAUUUGAUAUUCCAUUGCUCA